Messenger RNA from Pygocentrus nattereri (red-bellied piranha), 1551 nucleotides. It is a transcript of the gene diabloa, whose product is annotated as diablo, IAP-binding mitochondrial protein a. Lineage: Eukaryota; Metazoa; Chordata; Actinopteri; Characiformes; Serrasalmidae. The transcript is spliced from 6 exons. The record is from RefSeq and is a predicted model, not a curated record. Gene Ontology annotation, biological process: intrinsic apoptotic signaling pathway in response to oxidative stress; neuron apoptotic process. Gene Ontology annotation, cellular component: mitochondrion. Bases 183 to 980 code for a protein of 265 amino acids.
ACUGAGAACAGCUGAAACUGGCUCGCGGGUUUUUUUUAAAGCGCUGCAUCAUUUUGGUGCCGACUUUACACUUUAAAAGCUUUUAACUUGGCGAGACGGGCGCUGUUUGAGAGAGGACGGCGAAGACACAGCGGAGAAGUAGCUGGACUCGGUCAGUUAGCGCGGAGAAGCAGGACGGGGGCAUGCAGGCGCUCAGACACUGCGGGGCGUGUGUGUCCAGGGCGGGGUUUCACAGCCGGACCGACUUCCUCCACAGCGAAGCAAACAUGGCUACGAUCCGCCGAGCUGCUGCGUGCCUGAACCUAUUCCGGGGCGCGAGCACGUCGCUCUGCAGCAACAGGAAAUCAGUCCGCCCGCUGCUGCGCGCUCCCGCGGUCGCCCGGUCGGAGGCGGCGGCGCUGAGCGUGGGGAGCGGCCUGUGCGCACUUCCCUUCGCGCAGCAGGUGGAAAACCUCUCGCAUGAAUCUCUCAUUCGGCGGGCAUCCUGCCUGGUCACAGACAGCGCCAACACCUACCUUUCCCAGACCACUCUGGCCCUUGUGGACGCCCUUACAUGCUAUUCAAAGGCUCUGCACACCCUCAUUGCUCUUCAGAAGCGCUAUUUGGACUCGAUGGGAAAACUCACACCUGCGGAGGAAGACAGCAUCUGGCAAGUCAUCAUUGGCCAGCGAGUAGAGGUCAGUGACAGGCUGGUCGAGUGCAAGCGCUUUGAAUCAAACUGGAUGAAUGCCGUCAAGAUCUGUGAGUUGUCGGCCGAGGCAGCCUACAGUUCAGGAGCGGAACACGCCUCCGUUGCCUUAAAGACCAGCCUGCAGGUGGCGCAGUCUAAGGUAGAGGAGAUGAGGAAAAUCCGGCUGGCAGCAGAGAAGAGUCUAGCCGAGACUAAGGCCGAUGAGAUCCAGAGAAUGGCUGAGUAUGCUUCCAGCAUCAACUUGCAUGACUUGGAGGAUAUUCCUGAGGCCUACCUCCGCGAAGACUGAAGACUUCUUGGGAAGAACUGUGUUUAACUUUGCUCAUAUGGAGCAUCAGAGUGUCCUGCAGUUGCCUGAACGCACACUGCUGGAGGAGCAUGGCUGCGGAAACCAGCGAGUUUGAAUUGUGUGAUCCGUGAUGAGGUCCUGGUUCAAAUGUAUUCUGAGCUAGAAUGUAGAAUCCAUUUAUACUUCAUUUCAGGAGGUUCCGAGAAGAAUCGUUCAGAUUUUUGCUGUAAGGCUUAGAUUAGAUUUUGUCGUUGAAGAAAUAUCUUUUGCUCGGUUAGCCAUUCUAAUUAAGCCAAAAUGCUUAGUGGUGAAAAGGCACGACACAAUUUCUGGUCAUCUUGUUAAGGUAUGUGUCUGUAUUUUGUAAAGGAAAAGAAAACCCCCCCUGAAAAGACACUGAAAUGGAAAAUAGGUUGGCUGGACGAGCUGAGAAUCGUGUGAGAAUCGCUCAUGUUUGUGUAUUUGAACUAAGAUGCAUAGUCAUUUGUCCAGUUGUGCACAGUUUAAUUAUUAAAGAAAGGAAAUGUAUUGCUGCAACGUUGUAUAUAAAUAAACCUUAUUUUUCUACUUA